Molecule: messenger RNA, 1473 nt
Organism: Mesorhabditis belari
Lineage: Eukaryota; Metazoa; Nematoda; Chromadorea; Rhabditida; Rhabditidae
Source: the annotation of a GenBank genome assembly
AUGUUAUUAUUAAUCUUUAUUACACUAAUUUUUCUAUUAAUCUUUCAACAAUUCUAUUGGAAACGAAGAAAAUAUCCACCUGGUCCUAUACCGCUUCCAUUAGUCGGUAAUAUGCUUCAAAUUUUUCUUUAUCCACCCGGAUAUGAGACUUUUCGAAAAUGGAGAAAAGACUAUGGACCAGUGUUCACCUAUUGGAUGAGUGAAAUGCCGGUGGUGGCUAUUUGUGAGUAUGAGGCGAUGAAAGAGUCAGUGAUUAAAGAUGGAGACAAUUAUGUGGAUAGAAGUUUCAUGGAGGAGUUUAAUGUGAUUCUUCGGGGGGGAAACUACGGAAUGACAGCGGCUAGCGGGGAUUUAUGGAGAGAUCAAAGGAGAUUUACCCUUCAUACGAUGAGAGAUUUUGGAAUGGGUAGAAAUCUUAUGGAGGAAAGGAUCAUGGUUGAAGUGGACUUUUUGAUUGUGAAACUGGGAAAACUGAAAAGAAAUGUUUAUGUACAACAAGAGUUUGAUAUCGCUAUCGGAUCAGUGAUCAAUAGUGUUCUUUUUGGGUACAGAUUUGAUGAGGAACAUCAACACGAGUUUGAACUCGUUAAAGGAGCACUUCGAGAAAUGCUGAAAGCUGGCUCGAAUGCCCGUUUUUUGGUCUGUGUGAUAGUGCCAUUCAUGAGGAAAAUUCCAAUUCUCAAUAGUGAAUAUUAUCGAAUUUUAAAAAGAAAUGAGCAAAUGGUUGAAUUCAUUCAAAGGCAAAUCGAGGAGAGAAGAAAAGUUGUUGAUUUGGAGAGUGAAACAUCAAGCGACUUUGUUGAAGCUUACCUUAAAGAACGAGAAGCUAGAAAGGGUGGAGCAACUGAAGAAUUUUACUGUGAUCUCCAACUCCGAAACUUGAUCUAUGAUAUGUGGGGAGCUGGAAUGGAAACCACAUCGAACACUUUAACUUGGGCAAUUUGUUACUUCUUGAAUUUCCCUGAAGUUCAAGAAAAAGUGCAUAAAGAGCUUGAUCGAGUGAUUGGUCCGCAUAGAAAUAUCACAAUGGCUGACAAGAGCUCAUUACCCUAUCUAAAUGCGGUGAUUUGUGAAAUCCAACGAUUCGGUAACAUUUUGGUUCAAAAUCUUAUCCGUCAAACGACAAAAGAUGCGACGAUUUGUGGGCAAAGGAUCCCAGCUAGAACCGUUGUCCUUCCACAAGUCUCUAGUGUUCUUUACGAUGAAAAGAUCUUUCCUGAGCCUUACAAAUUCAAUCCCGAUCGUUUUCUGAAUUCCGAUGGAAGUCUACGCAAAAUCGAAGAAUUCAUCCCAUUUGGAAUUGGAAAGAGACAAUGUAUUGGGGAAGGAUUGGCGAGAAUGGAACUCUAUCUCUUUAUUGCGAACAUUUUGCAAAGAUUCACGCUGUCAACCGACAAAAUACCAUCGAUGGAAAAAGUGCCUGGGCAAAUCGUUGUCGCGAAGAAAUACUUUUGUGACUUUGUGGAGCGAACC